Messenger RNA from Penicillium chermesinum, 465 nucleotides. RefSeq lists its product as uncharacterized. NCBI's taxonomy places the organism in Eukaryota, Fungi, Ascomycota, Eurotiomycetes, Eurotiales, Aspergillaceae. The record is from RefSeq and is a predicted model, not a curated record. The coding region runs from base 1 to 465 and encodes 154 amino acids. The transcript has 3 exons.
AUGAAGAUCUCCGCUGCUAUCCUCACCUCCUGCCUCGCCGCCAGUGCGACUGCCUUUGACAAAUGGCAGCCAUGGGGCAAGCGCGACUACUCCUGCUUGAACGUCUACCAGGGUAUCCCCGACUCCGCCACUCUGACUCCCGGCCAGACUGUGCACCUGCGCUUUAACCGCGAACCCACGAGCCACUGCGCCGACCCUCUGGCCAAGUACCCUGCCGACAAAUAUAGCAUCUUCCUGUAUAACAACCCCGUUCGCAACCGCGACGUCAUCGACUUCGACCAGUCGAUCAAGAUCGCUACUGGUGUUGACGGCUCCUCUGGUGCCAUUGAUGUCAAGAUCCCUGCCCACAUCCCCAAGGUUAAGGAUGGCGAUGUCUGGUAUCUGAGAGUCGGCACUGAACUGCCCACCGCUCCCCAGAUGCCUUCUUUAUUCCACGCUGCGGGGCCUUUCACCAUCCGUGCCUAG